Messenger RNA from Cutaneotrichosporon cavernicola, 2226 nucleotides. RefSeq lists its product as uncharacterized. Gene Ontology annotation, molecular function: protein binding. The coding region runs from base 1 to 2226 and encodes 741 amino acids. The record is from RefSeq and is a predicted model, not a curated record. Lineage: Eukaryota; Fungi; Basidiomycota; Tremellomycetes; Trichosporonales; Trichosporonaceae. The transcript has a single exon.
AUGGCCUUCCGGGCACGCGUCAACCCCGCCUCCUUGCGGCGCCGUGUCCGCGCGCCAACAAUCCCGCGUCCACCGCUGGGGCGCCCCCCACUACCACUGUCGACGCCAGCAGCAGCGGGCCCUGGACCCGCGACGCUCCUAUCACGCGGCCUCUACACCACGCCUCCGCGCACUAGUUUGCGCUCCUUCCUGGGCUUUAGAGAGCCCACGGAUGCGGACCACGUCGUCGAGGCAGCAACGAAGCGCGACACCGACCUCGUAACCAAGUGGCAGCAGUACAUCAACACACUAGAUCUCUCUUCCUCCCGCCGGCUCACGGCUGACGAGACGAUCGUCGUCCUGCAGGCGACCGAAGCACUCCGCACCACUCGUGGCGUGUUACAAAGUGCGCUAUCUAAAAUGGCGGCGGAGUGUUACACGACUCUGCCCAACCAUGAGCGAACGCCUGAGCUCGACAAAACCGCCGUGCUCGUCCUCGCCGCGCGACAUUCUGACAUGGCUCUCAACAUCGCAUCGGGAAACCCAGAGGCCAUGGGUCGCGAGGAGUGGGAUGCGCUCACCCGCGUGCGCCGGUUCGGCGACUAUGUCGACCGACUAUUCGACAUUGUGCCCCCCGACGAUCACUCAUUCUACGUGCUGCUCGAGCAGGCGAGCAAAUCGGAUCACAUCGCUCGUGUCGAAGCGGUUAUGGCAAAUCUCGGCGUGAAAGCGGGGCCAUGGACCGAGGUUGGGUUGGCGCGGGCGUACACUGAAGUUGGCCUCAACGACAAGGCCGAGGCACUUGUCACGUCUUGGCCCCAAGAAGACGUGGUUGAUGAUGAGCUCAGGCAAGCCCGUUGGCGUGUGCGCGUCGCCGUCGCCGUGAACCGCGCAGACGCGGAGACUGUGCGCAUGCUUUCCAAGCGCGAGAACGCACUUGACGACGUCCCCGCAGACGCCCUCGCCUUCCUCGUACUUGACGGGCUCCCCGUCGCUCCAUCCGUUCCCGACAUCCUUGCUGGCUUCAGCCACACCGCCGACCUAUGUGGGUACCUGCUUCCACCUGACGCGUGGGACCAGGUGCUCCUCACUCUCCUUGAACGCGACACGAGCCUUGACAUCGUGUGGAACGUCAACAGCCAGCGGUACAGCGCGCCAGGUGGGGCGCUUGCUGCCGAACUGAUCCAUCGGUUGACGGCGAAGAGCCCACCACUCUUCAACGAGGCGCUCCAGGUGUACACGGACGCCACCACGAUCGAGGAUGCCCCGACCAUGCACAUUGACGUGUUCUACGACCUGCUCCUUGCUGCGAUUACCGUUGAGCCCACGGACGAGGUGCGCGAGGCUGUUCUUUCCCACAUCCUCAUCGACAUGAGUAUGGUCAGGCAGCGUCUCGGCGCACGGUUUGCACACAAACUGGUCCGGAAGAUGUGGAACCGCUUCGCGGUCGACCACCCCGACGCGUGCGGCAUGUAUGACGCUGUGCUCUCGGUCUCGCACCCUCUCUCCAGAGAACAGUGGGAGCAACUCCUGUUGGACUUUGUCCAGCUGUCAUUCCCAAACUCGGCUGUGCCGACACCAGAGCUCCUUGUGCGAAUGAUCGGCGACAUGCGAGCAGCGGGCUUUUCCCCCGGCUCGCAGGUUCUCACCAAGCUCCUCUGGGCGUACGCGGACAUGGCCAAGUUGGUCAGCAAGUACGAGACGCGUGGCGCCGCUGGCGUUCACAGGGAGCUCCUCGCGGCGACGCGCGAUGUGCAAGCACUUCUGAACCUCGACGCUGGCCUCGAAGUCAACCUGCGCCUCCUCACAGCGCUCAUGUGUGCGCUGCAGGCCUGCGGCGCGUAUGACGACGCGUUCAACGUGUGGGCCGAGAUUGUGCGGAUGCACAAGAGCUUCCCGGCCGACGAGAUGGGCGCCGCCGUCGCGGUCAUGCUCGACGCGUGCGGGCAUGCCGAGCGCGUCGAUCGCGGACUCAAAGUGUGGGCGUGGGCAAGCCGACGCGGGUUCGCCAACAACGAGAAGGACUGGGAGGCAUACAUCGAGAUGCUGGCGCGUAACAACCGGUUCCAUGAGGCAGUCGAUGCCGUCGCCGAGAUGAAGGCCGAGAUGGAGCCCAAUUAUGAGAUCGCGGUGACGCCAAUGACGUUUGCGCGGGGGACACCGCACUUCAAGGCUGUGCGGCGACGCCUUGCCGACCUGUUUCCGGAAUGGCAUAACCGACUGUUCGACGACUUUGUCACCCGAUAG